GUCCCUAAUACAAGCCAACUCUCAUAUCUACAAUUCUACAUCCCACUCUUCAGUCUUCACUGACUCCACCGCACUCUCUUCCACUCUCAAAACGCGCGCGAAAACCCUUACGCAACUCAUUCAACAGUCCAAUCGCUCGAAAAAAUGCCGGAGCUACCGGAGGUGGAGGCGGCGAGAAGAGCCCUGGAGGAGCAUUGCUUGGGCAAAACUAUCAAGAAGGCUGUCGUCGCUGAUGACUCCAAAGUCAUCGACGGAAUCUCUCCCUCGGAUUUACAGUCCGCUCUCGUCGGCAAAACCAUAGUCGCCGCCCUCCGUAAGGGCAAGAAUAUGUGGCUGAAGCUCGAUUCCCCUCCUUUCCCUUCCUUCCAGUUCGGAAUGACGGGUGCCGUGUACAUAAAGGGAGUGGCUGUCACAAAAUAUAAGAGGUCUGCGGUAAACGAUACUGAUGAGUGGCCUUCCAAAUUCUCGAAGCUUUUCGUUGAACUAGAUGAUGGUUUGGAGUUCUCUUUUACGGAUAAGAGGCGGAUGGCUAAAGUCCGUUUGCUCAAUGAUCCUGCUUGUGUUCCCCCAAUAUCGGAGCUUGGUCCCGAUGCACUUCUGGAGCCAAUGACAGUUGAUGAACUUCAUAAAUCAUUGAGCAAGAAGAAGGUUGCAAUUAAGGCUCUAUUGCUUGAUCAGGUUUUUAUAUCUGGAAUUGGCAACUGGAUUGCAGACGAAGUUUUAUAUCAAGCCAGAAUUCAUCCUCAGCAGAUUUCUUCGAGCUUGUCUAAAGAAUACUGUGCAACUCUGCACAAGUGCAUCAAGGAGGUUAUUGAACAAGCAGUAGAAGUUGGGGCAGACAGUAGUCAGUUCCCUAAGAACUGGAUAUUCCAUUCACGUGAAAAGAAGUCUAAGGCUUUUGUGGACGGGAAGAAGAUUGAGUUUAUCACAGCUGGAGGGAGGACAACUGCCUACGUACCGGAAUUGCAAAAGCUAACUGGAGACCAGGCUGGGAAAGAGCAACCUGCACCCAAGCAGAAAGCUCCUAAGAGAAAGAAGGGAAAAGAUGAUGAUGAUGAUGACGGCAAUGAUGGUGAAAAGGAAUCAGAAAGUGACGAAGAGGAAACUUCCACAAAGGCCCAAUCCAAUAGAGCCUCGAAAACCAGAGGUCGUGCUAAGAAGACUUCUGCAGACAAUGGUGGUGAUAGUGAUGAACCUCAGAAGAAGACACCUGGAAAGACGAUCAAUAGCAAACAAACUAAGGCCGGGAAGAAGGCAUCAGAAGGCAAGGCCAGCAAGGAAAAUGGCAAGAAGCCAAAGAAGACUGCAGCUUAGAUCAUGUUAUAACACACUGAGCUGGACCGGCAAGCACUUUUGGCAUGUAAAAAAUCUAGGUCUUCUUUAGUUUUAUAAGCAUCUGUUUUUGGCAGUCAUGCUUAUGAGCUCUCCAGCAAUCCCUGUUUUGAGUUCGUUUUAGUAGGUGCUGAUGGCUUUCGUGAAUGGCGAGUGACUGUAAAAGGGCUCAUUUUAGACUCUGCGUGUUUUAAGAACACUAGAAUCAUGUGGAUCUUCAAUCAGUAGUACCAGAUGGUUCAGCCUUUCUCUUGCGGAAAUCCUUUACAAUCAAAGGCGAAAUCAUAA
Linum trigynum is the source of this 1620-nucleotide messenger RNA. Lineage: Eukaryota; Viridiplantae; Streptophyta; Magnoliopsida; Malpighiales; Linaceae. The record is from the annotation of a GenBank genome assembly.